CUCUCUCUCUCUCUCUCUCUCUCUCUCUACUUUCUCUCUCUUACGCAUUUCUGUAUCUAUCUUUUUCAUCAAGAAGAAGCUUAAAGAAAAAAAAUGUGUGGAGGUUCAAUAAUUUCUGAUGAACCCAUAAUCAAAAGAAGAGGCAAAUUAACCACAGAGGAGUUUUGGGCUGAACUUGACACCAUUUCUCACUUUUGGGGCUUCGAUUUCUCAGACGAUGCUGCCAAAAACCAGCCCGAACCCGAUGCUCAAAAGCCCGGCCCGCACAACAAAGGAAAAAAAGAAAAGGAAGAGAAGGGCAAAGAAAGGGGUAGAAAGAGUACAUACAGAGGCAUAAGGCAAAGGCCAUGGGGAAAAUGGGCUGCAGAAAUUCGUGACCCGAAAAAGGGCGUUCGAGUCUGGCUCGGAACCUUCAAUUCGGCUGAGCAAGCCGCUAGAGCCUACGACCAAGCCGCCAAGCGGAUCCGCGGUGACAAGGCCAAGCUCAACUUUCCGGCCAACCAUGAGCCGCCAACACCACCACAGCAGCCGCCUCCAAAGAAGAUUCGUGUUGUCCCCGAGCCGCAAUCCAAGCCGAGCCAAGUCGUAAUGGAUUGCGAGCGCCAAGGGGCCGAGCCGUGUUACUUGAAAGGAUGUGAGCCUAUCAAGGAUGAGCUGUCGAGCUGGGAAAGUUUGUUAGGGUUAGAGGAGCCGAACCAAGUGAUAAUGGAGCCGAGCCAAGUGAUAAUGGAGCCGAUCAAGGAUGAGUUAUCGAGCUGGGAGAGUUUCUUAGGGUUGGAGCCGGCUGUUAAGCCGAGCCCUUUUGGGGUAUUGGAUGAGACAAUGGACUCCGUUGACUUCUGGAUGAUGCAUGAAUUUGCUGCAGCUCAGCAGAAUAAUCUAUUUUUCUGAAUAAAUAUUAAUAAUGAUUGGAAAAUAAAUAUUAUACAUAUAUGAGCGUGUAUGAAUAUAUAUAUAUGCCUGUAAUUUUGUGGUGUUGAAGGUUUGGACUUUAGUUAUUGUAUGCAAUUUGGUUUUAUGUUGUAUGCAACUUAUUUAAUGUUUAAAUUUUGGUGGUUUUCUUACAUGGGAUAUUUUGGUGA
This is a messenger RNA of Erythranthe guttata (spotted monkey flower), 1082 nucleotides long. RefSeq names its product ethylene-responsive element binding protein (gene EBP). NCBI's taxonomy places the organism in Eukaryota, Viridiplantae, Streptophyta, Magnoliopsida, Lamiales, Phrymaceae. The record is from RefSeq and is a predicted model, not a curated record. Gene Ontology annotation, biological process: regulation of DNA-templated transcription; ethylene-activated signaling pathway. Gene Ontology annotation, molecular function: DNA binding; DNA-binding transcription factor activity.